AUGUCGAGAUCUCAAAACAAAACCACAGCGGCCUUCACCUUCGAUAACUUCAACAUCUGGCCGAUGCCCAUCUUGGUUCCCGGCACGGUCCAUUUAUCUGCGGAUCUGACCGUGAACCGGCCGGUACACAGCCUCUAUAUGGACGAAGAUGUGGACGAAGCCAUCGAGAGUUUCUUCUUUAAGCUGCCUUGUAUGGGCCAGGGGAUCGGUUCCUGUUCGGACAUCGACUGCUGCGAGUACAGGACGAUCGAGAUGCCGGAAAUCUGGGAGCGGUUCAUGUUCUAUCUCCUAGGCAACGAGAGCUACUGUCCCAUCCCCUCCAAGUCCGUGGUGAUCCAGGACGAGCUCAUCUCAAUACCCUCUGUGCCUGGGCCCCUCGUCCUUCUGGGAAACAAGAUGUACACGAUCAAACUGUUCUUCAAGGAAUCACGUGACGCGAAAGAUCACUUUGGUUGCAUCGAGUUCGACCUGGAAUAUGAUCUUGAUCUUCGUUCAUCAAGGCCUGUUGGGUGA
This is a messenger RNA of Dreissena polymorpha, 513 nucleotides long. RefSeq lists its product as uncharacterized. NCBI's taxonomy places the organism in Eukaryota, Metazoa, Mollusca, Bivalvia, Myida, Dreissenidae. Gene Ontology annotation, biological process: lipid transport; ganglioside catabolic process. The coding region runs from base 1 to 513 and encodes 170 amino acids. Gene Ontology annotation, cellular component: cytoplasmic side of plasma membrane. Gene Ontology annotation, molecular function: enzyme activator activity; lipid carrier activity. The transcript has 4 exons. The record is from RefSeq and is a predicted model, not a curated record.